AUGGAAGGAAACUUAAAGGGAGAAGUCGAUAUUCAUGACACAUCUUGUCAAAGGAGCAAAUUCCAGUACAAUAAGAUGUCGUCGAGAUAUAGAGUUGAGUAUCAUUUGAAAAGUCAUCGUAAGGAUGAAUUCAUAGAUUGGAUAAAGGGUCUUUUAGCAGCUCCGUUUGUAUUACACGCGAUAUCCAACGUUGAUCAGAAUGAUGAUAAUGAUGAUUUGGCAAUUACUCAACGUGUCAAAUCGCAAUACGCAGAUAUAUUUAAAGAUAUCGAAUAUCUGAUUGCUAAUAAGAUUGAAUUUGAUUCCACUUUAGAGGUUGGUGAGGAUAGAACGUCACCAUUGGGACAAUCGAGAUUAAAUAUGUUAGUCCCCUCUAUUGGAACUUUCUUUACAGAAUUGCCGUUAGAAAAGGCAUUUCUAUGGGAAGAUGAUAAGAAACGGAUAUCAGCAAGGAGAAUGGUGGCUCCAAGCUUUAACGAUGUGAGAAACAUCUUGAAUACUGCACAAAUUUUCCACUUUAUUAAGCAAAAGAAGAUGCCCAAUGGACAGAAAUUGAGAAUGGUCACAUUUGAUGGGGAUGUAACUUUAUAUGAAGAUGGCGGGUCAUUAUAUGACACAAAUCCUGUCAUUCCAUGUAUUUUACAGUUAUUAGCAAUGGAUAUUCAUGUUGGGAUUGUUACUGCUGCAGGUUAUGACGAAGCUGCCAGUUAUGAAAGAAGGUUGAAGGGAUUAAUUAAUGCUUUAGAGAAAUCUGAAAAUUUAACUAAAGAUCAAAAACAUAAUUUAACUAUUAUGGGUGGGGAAUCAAAUUAUCUUUUCCGUUAUAGCGAAGAAGGUGGUAGUAACGAUGAUGCUGAUGGAACACAAUCUGGAUUUGUCCCCAUAGAGAAAGAAGUUUGGAUGUUACCACAUAUGCAGGAAUGGUCAAAAGAUGACAUCCAACUAACUUUAGAUUUUGCCGAAAGAACGUUGAACGGUUUAAAGAAAAGAUUAAAUAUCCCAGCUGAGGUUCCUAUUAUUAGAAAGAAGAGAGCUGUUGGAAUAGUCCCUGGAAGAAGGUUCGAUGAGAGAUUACAAACAAAUGUACCAGUAAAAUUGGCAAGAGAACAAUUAGAGGAAAUUGUUCUCACUUUGCAAAAUAAUUUGGAAGGAUAUACACCAAGCAGACGUAUACAAUUUAGUUGUUUUGAUGGUGGUAGCGAUGUCUGGUGUGAUAUUGGUGGUAAAAAUCUAGGUAUUAUGACGCUUCAAAAAUAUUAUAAUCCAGAAAAUCCUAUCAAACCAUGUGAAACCUUACAUGUUGGAGACCAAUUUGCUCCAAUGGGAUCCGCUAAUGAUUUUAAGGCAAGACUAGCUGGUUGUACACUAUGGAUCGCUUCUCCACAAGAAACUGUUGAUAUUUUACAUAGACUAAUAGAAGGUUAG
This is a messenger RNA of Naumovozyma castellii, 1425 nucleotides long. RefSeq names its product IMP 5'-nucleotidase (gene ISN1). The record is from RefSeq and is a predicted model, not a curated record. Bases 1 to 1425 code for a protein of 474 amino acids. Lineage: Eukaryota; Fungi; Ascomycota; Saccharomycetes; Saccharomycetales; Saccharomycetaceae. The transcript has a single exon.